AUGGAUAAGGAUAAAAUAUUGACAACAUGAACUCGCAAAAAGUGAAUAAAUUUUCCUGUGCACGUUGUGUUCAAACUUUUUCCAAAAACAGUAAUCUACGCCGGCAUGAAAGAAAUGUUCACUCUAUAAAUAAUGCAACUUGCAACCAAGUUUGUGGUCUAUGCAGUUUAAAAAUCCGAACAAUUAUAGAUCUCCAUAAGCAUAUAAAAACGGAACAUCCUGAAAUUAAAUUAACUUUUCAUGAUAAGGUAUUUUUUUGUCAAUCUGAUUUUGACCAGUGGAAAAGUGACAUCGAGCAGCAAACUGUCUCUUCUUUUAUCUUAAAAAACUCAUUACUAAAGGAAAAUUCAGAAACUCGGUAUUACAGAUGUCACAGAAGUGGUAUUUACAAACUUUGUGAAAUAGAAAGGAAAAGACGUUCGAAAUAUACAGGAUCUAUAAAAACUAGCAUCACUUGUCCAGCAAUGAUCGCUACUAAAGAAACUGUUCACGAAGCUACUCAAAUAACUGUGCAAUAUCAAUCAACUCAUGCAGGUCAUAAAUGCGAAGUAGGAAAACUUCCCUUGCAAAAAGAAGACCGUGCAACGUUGGCUAAUAUGCUAGAUGUUGGGAUACCAAUAAGUGUUGUGAUGGACAAAAUUCAAGCCCAGUUCUCGCCAACGAAGCGAUUAGGACUUACUACACGUCAGGAUAUUUACAAUGUUGUUCAAGGUUUUAAUGUUAGCAAUAUUAUGCAUAACAAUGAUGCUAUGGCAGUUGAUAUAACUGUGAAGAAAAUGAUGCAGGAAGAAAGUAAUCCUGUUCUAAUAUACAAGCCGAUCGGUGAAAAACUAAAUCAAUAUCCAGGAAUUGAAGAAGAAGAAUUUUUGCUAGGAAUAGCCACUGAAUCUCAAAUUGAGUUAAUGGAUUUUUAUGGAAAAGAGUGCAUCAUGUUAGAUGACACCCAUGGCACUAACCAGUAUGGGUUUCACCUAACUACAAUUUUAGUCCAUGGGGAAAACCACGAGGGUUUGCCAGUAGCAAUUCUCUUAAAGAAGAAAAUUGUCAUGAUGACCGAUUUUCUUCUCUAA
Molecule: messenger RNA, 1070 nt
Organism: Parasteatoda tepidariorum (common house spider)
Lineage: Eukaryota; Metazoa; Arthropoda; Arachnida; Araneae; Theridiidae
Source: RefSeq, a predicted model, not a curated record